This is a messenger RNA of Fomitiporia mediterranea MF3/22, 3392 nucleotides long. RefSeq lists its product as uncharacterized. Gene Ontology annotation, molecular function: RNA binding; transcription coregulator activity. Gene Ontology annotation, cellular component: nucleus. The transcript is spliced from 11 exons. Gene Ontology annotation, biological process: regulation of DNA-templated transcription. Lineage: Eukaryota; Fungi; Basidiomycota; Agaricomycetes; Hymenochaetales; Hymenochaetaceae. Bases 1 to 2733 code for a protein of 910 amino acids. The record is from RefSeq and is a predicted model, not a curated record.
AUGUUUGAUACACCGAUGUCCAACGAUGGGAUCCGCGACAUUCUUUUCCAACUCUCGCCCCUAAUUCGAACAUCUGCUCGAUUGUCUUUGCAUGCGCGCGCAUGUAAGUUGAGCGACCUCCCCUCCUCACCCGCCGUCUUGACGCGUUCGCUCGUGUCUCUGUUUCCUCGUAUCUUCAUGCAGCCAUCUGCGGUUAGUACGAGUGACAAGCCUACGCCUGUUAAAAUGUGGACAUUGCGAGAAAACGCGAUUGGACAAGACUUUGAACGACCGGUUUGGGCGGUUUUUGCAAGUCAUGAAGAGGUACGAAUUUCUUUUCGUGUUGACCCCCUCUUUCUUUUUUGCCGGCCCUCUACUACUCCAUUACAUUACGAAGAGCAGUGGCUAGCUGGGCUGCGUAGGAAUGCAAUUGCGAUUGUGCGGCCGUUUGUAGGAAAACGCGCAGAUAGACCGGCACCGUUCGUGUAUCCCUUCCUGGGACGCGAUUCGUUCUCACUUUACGUACCGAGGAACCGGAUUUUCUUGUUCGGUGUUCUCGGAACUGAGGACUUCGGAGUAAAGAGCGCGUUGCCUGGGAACAUAUCGAAGGUUUCUGUGAUCACCGAUCUUUCCGGUUGGGAUGGGAAGAAGGAUUUGGGCGGCGGUCAUACCGCGCGUCUAGCGAAGCAUCAGUCGCCGCUUCAUCGAUCUUCUGUUGCUUCUUUUACUCCAUUCAACUCUGCUUGCGCGGCAAUCUCGCUCUCCGCGUAUGACGCUUUGGCUGGUCAUAGGGUGACUGUCGUGCCAGCGCUUGAGUCUGAGCUGGAACCCUUCUCAAAGCUUCAGUCUUUCGACACGCGGUUGUUUUCAUCUGGCUUGGCACUGAAUCGUACGACUCAAUCCGCAGUGAUGGGCGCACAGUCACUCCUGCGUUAUCCGCCAUCUCCUACGUCGACCAAUGGAACUGGGGCGGAGACGGAAGCGGAACUAUUCUUCCCAGACGCCCAAGAUGACUUGGAUGCUGCGUAUGGACUCGGACACGCUUUUGUCCAAUCCCAAGGCCUCGGGUAUGGAUCGGGGAACAACGAUAUGGUGAUGUCAGCAAUGAGCGAGCAGCCAAUGCACGCCAUGCAGGCGUUGCAAGUGAUGCAGGCUUGCGGGUUUACCCUUUCCUCGAAUCCGCCAAAAGCACGAACCGGAUUCCGACACGGUGAUUGGAUCUGUGCCGUCCCUGCCUGCGGUGCUCAUAAUUUUGGCCGCAACGUCACUUGCAUUCAAUGUGCCGCGCCGCGCUCGACGAAUCUCGGGCUGAUGAAUAAUGGCCACGUUAACUCGAUUACUUGCGCGAAUGGCCCUCUUACUGCACAAGGCAGCUCAGUCACAACCACUGGCAUGCGCAACAUGUCCCCCCGUUUUGCCAACCCCAUGAAUGUCCAAUCGCAAGUGCUGAUGCAGGCUCAAGCAUACCAGCUUCAACAGCAACGGCAGCAGCUCUCGAAAGCGCAGCUACAGGCCCAAGCUCAAGCGCAAGCGCAUCCCCUCCUUACGCCAAGCGGACGAGCGUUUGCUGUUGGCGGAAAGGUGCAAAACAUCUCCCCCGACCCUCUCGCGCCUUGCAUCAUGUUUUGGCCCGACAACGAACCGUUUCCCGACCCUGGACAGAUCAGACCCGCGUCCCUUUCUAAUGUUCAUCAACCACCGAUCAUGAACACAGGGAACAAGGGCCCUAUCGAGAAGCAACCCGGUGAUUGGGUUUGCCAUAAAUGUGAAUAUCUGAACUGGAGGCGGCGUAAAGUGUGCCAAACUUGCUUCCCUUAUGCCGAAGGUAAUGGUGACUCGAUAUCUGCUACAAUGCACGCUGAGCGCCUAGCGCUUCUUGCUGCGGUCUAUGGACAGUCUCAUCCACAGAUCAUGAAUGCACACGCAGAGGCCGCCCUUCAGUUCCCGGCACAUGCGCAGAACUUUGUUUCGCUCCCGGUUACUCAGGCUUCAGCACAGCAGGUAUCUGCUUCGCAGAUGGCUUCACUCUCUUCACUCCCCAAUAUCCCCUUCACUGUCCCAUCUUCUUCUCACCGCAGUCAACUCCCUUCUGCGCCCGCCCCUGUACGAGUUCCCGUAAUGCCUGGCCUUUCCGUAUCUACAUCUUCUGCGAACCUUCGCGCGACGGCUGCGGGACCUAUAAGCGGGACGAAUCACCCUUCUGUGACACAACGCUCUGUAUCGACUCCUGAGUCUUCACUCGGAGGUGGGAACAUAGUCUAUCAGACUCCGCCUUCCCCCGCUGUCGCGCGUCCGCCGCUAUCCAUCUCCAGUGCACUUGCUCACACAUCUGGUCAAGCUUCCCCUCAUUCUGCUUCACCAGCCCUCGCUGGCUCUUUCCUUCCGUCAUUUUUUAAGAACGAAAUACAGCCUUUCCGCGUUAUCUCUCGUCCACAUGCAAACGUAACUCAAGGUUCAGGGACUGGUUCACGCACCCCAGCUUCUCUCUCCCCCGCCUCAUCGGCGAGUGCGGACUUACCGUUCGACGAGCAUGAUGGCCCCGCAAAGCCUGUUGGGGUCAUUGGCAGCGGCAGGAAGUCUAGUUUCUAUGCUCAUCCUCGAGGAGCCGGCUCGGGUUCAUCGAUGGGUUCAUCAUCAAGCCUAACACUUGCUGGUGGUAGCAUAUGGAGUCUUGACCGUGAUGAAGAUAAGACGUGGAACAAUGGCAAUGGCAUAAUUUCUGCCGCGGAAGCUAUGAAGGGAUUGACUCUAUGAGGAGUCCUCUGUUUCUUUUAUCCAUCUUGCUGUGAUCAUAUUUCUUUCCUUGUGCUUAUCUGCUGCUGUUACAUUGAACCAAUCCUAUUUAUGCUGUAUCCUGGAUUUUUGAAGUUUUACCUCAAGAGAUUUACCCGAUAAUCGCGCGCUUACACUGCGCAAAGUACCGUAUAUUCAAACAAUCGACCCAUGGCAGUCCUGCGCCACCCAAAACAAAGUCGAAAUUGUGGACAUGGAGCUGCUCCGAAUGAAAUGCACUUAUCGUGACCCGGCAUACGUUGCCGGUGGAUGGAAAUGGGAUAAAUUAAAUUAUUUUUCGCCUCAGUUGACUGUUCUUUUCAGUUGCCCCUAUACGUGUCUCUGUCUGCUUAUCUUCUCGUCUUUCUUCUUUCCGCAUUUGACGAUAGCUCUUGCGAUUCUCACCUCGAAAUACAAAUAGCAUGCCCGGUGGGAAGGAUAUUUUCUUUUACCCAUUCUGUCUUUCUAUCCGUGACCAUAUCGUAUCUUAUCAUUCCUGACUCCGAAAAGAACUGACUGACUGUGGUGCUUGUGUCUCUUUACUUUUAUCCUUACCCGAUCUGUUUCCGCUUUUCAUGUUUCCCUUUCUUGAUCCGUACGCGCUUCUGGUUGUUUCGUGCCGCAUCGUUCUUGCACCCCAC